GAUUUAAAUUAAAUCCAAUAAAUGUCUUAUAAAACAUUGUGCAAUAUUCGUUAGGGACUAAUAAAAUAAUAAUAAUAAUAAUUUAUUAUGAACGCAAACGUCUAUAUUUACUUUGUGUUAAUGUGAAUCCUGUCGAGCAGCGUCCGUUUGUCACAAACUGUAGAAUAGCUUUGUCUCCCUCUUUUGGCUACUUUUGCAUAGUGUUGUCUAAAUUUGAGUUCUAAAUUUUUCUAUUUCUUACUGCUAAAUAACCAACACAGAUCAGAUUCUGCAUCGCUUGAUUUCCGUAUUCAAUAAUGUCAUUUAAAUCGGUCUCCAAAAUUACAUUUUUGAUCACAACCCCCCCUGUUUUUCGUUUCUUUCGUUUCUUUUAAACAAGAUUAUCUCACGAGCCAGCUAUGCUAACGGCUAAGUGAGCUACGUUGCAGGAUAAAAUUCAAUUUACUGGUGUUUUGGAGAUUAAACUUGCCCCCUAAUGGAUUUAAUUCAAGAGACAAGAAGACUGAAGCGGUGUAAAAAGAGCAAGGCGUGUAGCAAAGUUUCCUCGCCUCCUCCACCCACAUGACCACAUCACACUCAGAGACAGGGCUCUCUUUGGGGAGAUAAAUGAUCGCUGGUCGACUCGUCUGCACAAACUUCGCUGGCAUGAUGAAGGUUAGCGCGCACAGCCUUUCUCGCUGAACCAACACAGGCAACAAGUGCAAGCCAUCAACCCCUAAGUCAGAGCCAGAACUGAAGUGCCCCAGAAGCCUGAGACCAUUUUUCUGGGGUGGAGAUGAGGUCCUUCCUCUCGUGAUUGAGGAGAUCACAAGACAUGGAUGGACAGGAAAAUGUUGUGGUGGCGCUGAGCCACAAGAGAAGCUCACCAUUUACUCUCUCACAUGGAGUCCUGCAGCCCACCAAGGAGACAUGAUACUUCUGAGGAGGGGUUUCUAAGGAGAGUGAAGUUAGAGGCAGACUUGUCUGCGAUACAACCACAGCUAAGUGGUACUGAUCGACUGUCCUGUUAUUCACUUUAUAACCUUGUUCAAGUUGGCUUCUACGGCCUGCCGGGCAACUUAAUGGCUUUGUUGUUGAACACAAUGUUGCUCCUAUUCCCCUACUGUUUUUCCCUUUUCUGUCCAGGUCUGAAGAAUCAUGUCACAGUUGUACUACGGGAAAGCUGACGACUCCUCUUUCAGUGACUGCAUUCCUCUGCGCAUAGUUAGAGCAGAGUCUGAGCUGUCUGUGCAGGAGAAGGCCUACCUGGGCGCCGUGGAGAAGGGUGACUACGCCACCGUGAAAGAAGCCCUGGAAGAUGCUGAGAUCUACUUCAGGAUCAACAUCAACUGCAUCGAUACCUUGGGCCGCACGGCUCUGCUCAUCGCGAUCGAGAAUGAGAACUUGGAGAUCGUGGAGCUGCUUCUUAGCUUUAACGUGCAUGUGGGCGACGCCCUUUUGCACGCCAUUCGCAAGGAAGUGGUGGGAGCUGUAGAGCUGCUGCUGAACCACAAGAAGCCACGCGGGGAGAACCAGGUGCCCCCCUUCCUGCUGGAGAGACAGUUCUCAGACUUCACUCCAGACAUCACGCCGAUCAUUCUGGCAGGCCACACUAACAACUACGAGAUCAUUAAACUGCUUCUGCAGCACGGCGUCUCCAUCCCGCAGCCACAUGCUGUGCGCUGCAACUGCCUGGACUGCGUCUCCGGCUCUGACGUGGACGGUCUGCGCCAGUCCCGCUCCCGUCUGAACAUCUACAAGGCCCUCGCCAGCCCAUCGCUCAUCGCCCUCUCCAGCGAGGAUCCUUUCCUCACUGCCUUCAAGCUGAGCUGGGAGCUGAAGGAACUCAGCACGGUGGAGAACGAAUUCAAGUCAGAGUAUGAGCAGCUGUCCCAUACGUGCAAGCGGUUUGCCAAGAAUCUUUUGGAUCAGACACGAAGUUCAAAGGAGCUGGAGACUAUUCUGAACUACAGUGACAACAGCAACCACAUGCUGGAAGAGAACACCAGUGAUCUUGCUCGGCUGAAGCUGGCCAUCAAAUAUGAACAGAAGGAGUUUGUGGCUCAGCCCAAUUGUCAGCAGCUGCUGGCCUCUCGCUGGUACGAUGAGUUCCCCGGCUGGCGGCGACGUCACUGGGCUGUAAAGCUCAUCACUUGCAUCUUUAUCGGACUCCUCUUUCCUCUGUUAUCCAUCUUUUAUCUGAUCUGUCCUAAAAGCCACUUUGGCUUAUUCAUCCGUAAGCCGUUCAUCAAGUUCAUCUGUCACACUGCUUCCUACCUGACCUUCCUCUUCCUGCUUUUCUUGGCAUCACAGCAUAUAACAAGCAACAAAGACAUUCAGGGCCCCGAGCCCACCACUGUGGAGUGGAUGAUCCUCCCCUGGGUGCUUGGUUUCAUUUGGACUGAGAUCAAGCAGAUGUGGGAUAAUGGCCUGGAAGACUACUUAGAUGAUUGGUGGAACAUUAUGGAUUUUAUCAUGAACUCACUGUAUCUUGCCACCAUUUCUUUAAAGAUUGUUGCCCAUGUGAAGUUCGGCGUCCACAUCACCAGAUGCACCUGGGAAAUGCUGCACCCCACUCUGGUGGCGGAGGCCUUGUUCUCCAUCGCCAAUAUCUUCAGCUCCUUGCGCCUCAUUAGCCUGUUCACGUCCAACUCUCACCUGGGCCCGCUUCAGAUCUCGCUGGGUCGCAUGCUCCUGGACAUCCUCAAGUUCCUCUUCAUCUACUGUCUGGUUCUGCUGGCCUUCGCCAACGGCCUCAACCAGCUCUACUUCUACUACGAAACCGAGCCCAAAGACAAUUGCUGGGGGAUCCGCUGCCUCAACCAAAACAAUGCAUUCUCAACGCUUUUCGAAACCAUGCAGUCAUUAUUCUGGUCCAUAUUUGGCCUGAUUUCUCUCUACGUGACCAAUGUGAAGCCAGACCACAAAUUCACCGAGUUCGUCGGAACCACCAUGUUCGGAACAUACAACGUCAUAUCUCUUGUGGUGUUGCUGAAUAUGCUCAUCGCGAUGAUGAACAACUCCUACCAGCACAUUGCGGAUCAUGCAGAUAUUGAGUGGAAAUUUGCCAGAACAAAGUUAUGGAUGAGCUACUUCGAAGAGGGAGGGACUUUACCGUCGCCGUUCAAUAUCAUCCCGAGUCCCAAGUCUGUGAUUUACCUCAUGAAGUGGAUCAACCAGCACGUAUUUACCAGAUCGAGAAGGAAGGGGCUCACGACUUUUGAAACGUUGGGGAGACAAGCUGCAGAAAAUGUCCAACUGAACCACAGGUACCAGGAGGUUCUGAAAAAUCUGGUGAAGCGCUACGUGGCUGCGAAGAUCAAAGACGCCAAGAAGGGCGAGGGGUUGACGGAGGAGAACUUCAAGGAGUUGAAGCAGGAUAUUUCCAGCUUCCGAUACGAGGUCAUGGGAAUGAUGAAGGGAAAAUAUCACAACAACUUGUUGGUCACCAACUCCGCCUUGGCAUAUCCGGGAAAUUCGUUCAAAUAUUCGCCCAAAUUCUUUGCCGAUGAGUCACAUCUGAAGCCGGACGAUAUCAAAAUCAACACGCCGACAUUCGCGUCCAGUCCGGAGGCCUGCGUCAUGGCUGAGCGUCGCACACUUCUCAGUCCUCGACACUGCCAUCGUGAGCCACCGAGGGACGCUGAGCUCAGUCACAGACAGCCCAGACCUCCCUCUGAGAAGUCCGAGGAGUCAUGUCCGCGGCCGGUGGACGAUUCCUCCAAACCUGGGGAGCAAAAGAUAGAGUUCCAGGGAGGGAAAGUGAUGUCCCAGGUUGUGCGGAAGGUCGUGCAACAGUUUGAGAAGGCGAACAAGGAAAGCAAAUCUGACUCAGAUCAGCCAAGGAAACAUACAAAUUGAUGGGCUGAUGUCAUUUAACAACCUUGUUCCUUAAUAAAAGGCCACAUAUGUUAUAUACGACGCAUGAUUGAA
Molecule: messenger RNA, 3912 nt
Organism: Synchiropus splendidus (mandarinfish)
Lineage: Eukaryota; Metazoa; Chordata; Actinopteri; Syngnathiformes; Callionymidae
Gene: trpc4b
Product: transient receptor potential cation channel, subfamily C, member 4b
Exons: 12
Coding region: 1138-3840 (900 amino acids)
Biological process (GO): manganese ion transport; calcium ion transmembrane transport; regulation of cytosolic calcium ion concentration
Cellular component (GO): cation channel complex; membrane
Molecular function (GO): store-operated calcium channel activity; protein binding; inositol 1,4,5 trisphosphate binding
Source: RefSeq, a predicted model, not a curated record